Pocillopora verrucosa is the source of this 4131-nucleotide messenger RNA. Lineage: Eukaryota; Metazoa; Cnidaria; Anthozoa; Scleractinia; Pocilloporidae. The record is from RefSeq and is a predicted model, not a curated record.
AUGACCUCGACCUCUGCUAGUCAGCAACCUUCUGGUUCAUCGGCUGCUGCACCGAUCUAUACCACCACAGUACCGCUAGCCAAACCUCCAGAUCCUCUUAAUCUCGAAGACAGGUCACGUAGAGGCGAUAACUGGUUACACUUUAAGAGAGCAUGGCAAAUCUAUGAACGGGCGGCUGGGAUAAGUCAAAAGGACGGCCCAGUCCGUGUUGCUCAUUUUCUUAACAUCGUUGGAAGAGAAGGAGUCCAAUUGUUUGACACCUUUACCUUCGCUGAAGACGAAAGCGCUGACAAUAUUGAUGACGUCCUGGCUAAAUUUGAAUCUCGUUGUUUGCCGCAGCGAAAUCAGACGUAUGAACGGUACCUCUUCAACAAGAGAGAGCAAGAACCAGGAGAAAGUGUCGAUCAAUAUUGCACAGCACUGAUGCGCCUUUCUGAACACUGUGGGUUCCUAACCCUAAGAGACAGCUUGAUAAGAGACCGCCUCAUCCUUGGAGUCAAGAAUGAUCGGUCACGCAAGAAACUUUUAGAGAAGAAAGAUCUCACUUUGGAUAACGCGUUGGAUAUCCUGCGAACACAAGAGCUAACUGAUAUACGCGCUUUAGACAUGACAACUGAAGAAGCUAAUGUGAAUAGGGUAAAAGCCAAGAAAACGAAACCGCCUAAGACCCAGACUGAGGAUACAACACCGCAUAAACACACUUCAGGUAAGAAGCGGACUCCUCCGUGGAAGUCAAGAGAAAAAAGUUCUGGUAACCCCGACAAUGUAUACACACGAGAAUGCAAGUUUUGUGGUACUGUUCACGAGAUGAAAAAGUCAGCUUGUCCAGCAGUUGGCAAGAAAUGCACCAAAUGUGGCAGAGACGGACACUUUGCAAAAAAAUGCCACUCUCGCUCUGUCAAUCACGUACAAGAUUGUGAAAUCUACAACCACAAACCCUCCCCCACAUCAGCUUAUGUAACGGCGUGCCUUAACAAUAAUGCCCAAGUACAACUUCAGAUUGAUACAGGUGCUUCAUGUAAUAUUCUCCCCAAAAGUGCCUACAUCCGGGCUACAGGAGACAAACAGUGUACAAACCUUGAACAGUCGUUUACAAGGCUCAUCAUGCACAACAAGACUGUAGUCUGGCCACUUGGUCAAAUCCGCCUACUUACUGAACGGAAAGGAAGAAAAUAUGGAGUUCUUUAUCACAUUGUGAAGCAAGAUUUGACACCCCUCCUCUGUCGAACGACGUGUGAAAAGAUGAACCUGGUCAAAAUCUUGGAUGCUGACGUAAAUGCGAUUCACGACGAAAGAAUUAACGUCUCGUCAAAUGUUAGAAGUGAUCCUAUCCUAUAUGAAUUUACCGAUAUCUUCACUGGAAUUGGCUGCCUUGAAGGAACCUACUCCAUUCAAGUGGACGAAGGUUUCCGCCCGGUGGUACAUCCCCCUCGUAAAGUGCCAGUCCCACUUCGAGAUACCCUCAAGUUAGAGCUGGAUAACAUGGUGAAGAGUGGUAUCCUCGCCAAGGUAGUUGAACUGACAUCAUGGGUCUCUAGCCUUGUCAUAGUGAAGAAAUCUAACGGGAAAAUACGAGUAUGUCUGGAUCCUCGAGAUUUCAACCGCGCAGUGAAACGCUCGCAUUAUCCACUUCCAACUAUUGAGGAAGUAGCAACUCGCCUUAGUGGUGCUAAAGUCUUUAGCGUGUUAGAUGCCAAAUGUGGAUUCUGGCAGGUACAACUUGAUGAAAAGAGUAGUUACUUGACAACCAUGAACACACCUUUUGGUCGCUAUCGAUGGCUCAGAAUGCCAUUCGGAAUAAACUCAGCCCCAGAAGUAUGGCAACAACGAAUGCACGAGCUAGUAGAAGGACUCGCAGGUGUUGAAGUCAUCGCCGAUGAUUUCCUAGUUUGCGGUUUUGGAGACUCUAAUGAAGCUGCAAUUGCCAACCAUGAUCAGAAUCUCAAGGCUUUCCUCAGUCGCGCAAGAGAAAGAAACCUCACUCUCAACAGCGAGAAGUUGAAACUUCGACAGUCACAAGUUCCUUUCAUAGGACACCUCCUUACAGCGGAAGGUCUAAAACCUGACCCGUCAAAGGUACAAGCUAUAGUGGACUAUCCAGUGCCUACCAAUCUCGCUGAACUCAGAACGUUUCUGGGAAUGGUGCAGUAUCUGGCGAAAUUCUGCCAGCAUCUGUCUACAGCAUCACAGCCCUUAAGACAGUUGGAAAAGAAGGAAAUAGAAUGGCAUUGGCAACACCCCCAAGAUAAAGCCUUCAAGGAGAUAAAAGAGCUCAUCACUAAAGCCCCACUCCUACAGUACUUUGACGUGAGUAAGAAUGUCACUAUACAGUGCGAUGCCUCACAGUAUGGCAUUGGCGCAACUCUACUUCAGGAAGGACAGCCAGUUCACUACGCCAACAGGGCACUGACGUCGACAGAGCAAAAUUACGCACAGAUUGAGAAGGAGCUCUUAGCUGUUGUAUUCUCUUGUGAGCACUUCGAGCAUUACAUUUAUGGCAAGCACGUCACAGUCGAAACAGAUCACAAGCCACUGAUUGCUAUACAGAAGAAGCCAAUCAAUACAGCUUCUAAGAGAUUACAGCGUAUGAUGCUACGUCUUCAAAGAUUUGACCUGAAUCUCACUUACAAGCCAGGCAAAGAGAUGUACAUCGCUGACGCACUUUCUCGCGUUCUACCUAAGCAGUCAAAGGUACCAAAUGCUAGCACCUCAUCCUGCUAUAAAGAUCUAGAAACUGUCAACUUUGUUGAAGACUUAUCGAUAUCAGAGUCGACACUUGCCAAGUUUCAAGUGGAAACGGCCAAGGAUGAAUCUUUACUAGCGUUGUCACAAGUUAUACGCGCUGGCUGGCCUACAAAAACUUCCAUGGUACCUACAAGCGCACAGCUUUUCUUCAAAUACCGAGAUGAAAUGACGCUCCAAAAUGGCCUAGUUUUCAAAGGAACGAAGAUCGUUGUCCCAGAGAGCCUUCGCCGUGACAUGAUAGAGGAAACACACAAGUCCCAUCAGGGACUCCAAGCAUGCCUUCGAAGGGCCAGAGAGGUUUUCUUCUGGCCAGGAAUGUCUGCACAACUCAAGAAUCGUAUUGAUAAAUGCUCUAUAUGCCAAAGUGUGAGACCUGAACAAGCCAGUGAACCUCUUCAGCCUCACCCAGUUCCUGACAGGCCAUGGCAACGAGUUGGAACAGAUUUGUUUACCUUCGAGAACCGAAACUACCUCGUAUUAGUUGAUUACUACAGCAACUUUAUCGAGCUGGAUCAUCUUGCCGAUACUACGUCCCAGACAGUCGUUCACAAGCUGAAGAUGCAUUUUUCGCGACAUGGGGUACCCGAUUACGUAGUUUCUGACAACGGUCCUCAGUACUCAUCCUCAGAGUUCCGAAGAUUUGCAGUAACGUGGAAGUUCACUCAUAUCACCACCUCACCACACUAUCCACAAGCUAAUGGGAUGGCCGAAAGCGCAGUCAAAACCUGCAAGACUUUAAUGAAGAAAGCUCUUCUGUCUCAAUCCGAUCCAUAUCUUGGUUUAUUGGAUCACCACAACACCCCCACUGCUGCGACAGGUAUGUCUCCAUGCCAACGACUUUUUGGUCGCCGAACUAAGACACUUCUACCCUUCUCAGAGUCUUUACUCAAGACUGACCAAACAGUUAGUGAUCUUCUCAAAAGGGAUCGUGUCAAGCAAGCGAAACAUUUCGACCAACAUGCUAAACAACUCUCAGAACUCAAAUCAGGUGACAUAGUGCGCAUGAAGAUGCCUGGAGAAACAAAGUGGUCAAAAGCAGUUGUUUCUUCUAAAGUGGCAUCUCGCAGUUACAAGGUUGAAGUCAAUGGUAGAUUCUACAGGCGUAAUCGCAAGCAGUUGCGUUCUACCAUGGAACCACUUCAAGAAACCCCCUUCAAAAUGGACGAAGAUGACCUGACCGUUCCAGACAAUCUGCAGGAACAGGACCAACCCCCUCCAGCAAGUUCUCAAGUAGGAACAUCCAUGUCCCCUCCAAGAUCUCAACUACCCCCAACACCUCAAACAGAGCUGAGUGCAAGACCACCUCACGAAGCUACUACAACUGAAAUACGGACACGACAUGGACGAUUGAUCAAGCCACCUAAAAAGUUUGACAUUGAGUUAUAG